UAUAUAUAUAUAUAUAUAAAAUUUAACAUGAUUACAGACUUUUUACAAACAUGUCACUGCAAGCGAAGAAGAAAGCCCCUACCCCUCCCAAAACUGAAGCCAAAGCCAAGGCGUUAAAGGCCAAGAAGGCAGAGCUGAAAAGAGUCCACAGCCACACACACACAAAAAAAGAUCUGCACGUCACCCACCUCCAGUGGCCCAAGACACUGAGGCUCCAAAGGCAGAUCAAAUAUCUUCAGAAGAAGGCCGCCAGGAGAAACAAGCUUGAUCAUUAUGCUGUCAUGAAGUUCCUCCUGACCACUGAGUCAGCCAUGAAGAAGAUCAAAGAUAACAAUACACUUGUGUUCAUUGUGGGUGUCAAAGCCAACAAGCACCAGAUCAAACAGGCUGUGAAGAAGCUCUAUGACGUUGACAUGACCAAGGUCAACACCUUCAUCAAGCCUGAUGGAGAGAAGAAGGCAUAUGUUUGACUGGCUCCUGACGAUGAUGCUUUGGAUGUUGCCAGCAAAAUUGAGAUCAUUUAAAUUGAG
Loxodonta africana (African savanna elephant) is the source of this 530-nucleotide messenger RNA. Its product is annotated as large ribosomal subunit protein uL23-like. Gene Ontology annotation, molecular function: structural constituent of ribosome. NCBI's taxonomy places the organism in Eukaryota, Metazoa, Chordata, Mammalia, Proboscidea, Elephantidae. The coding region runs from base 51 to 470 and encodes 139 amino acids. Gene Ontology annotation, biological process: ribosomal large subunit assembly; translation. Gene Ontology annotation, cellular component: ribosome; cytosolic large ribosomal subunit. The transcript has a single exon. The record is from RefSeq and is a predicted model, not a curated record.